UCACGCCCACUCUAUAGCGACAAAAGAAUAUCUAUGGUAAUUUCCUACGCGCCUUUACGCGAGUAGUCUCACGACAAGAAGGACGUAUAUUUGAAUUCUGGCGGUUCGAAGGAAAGCAAACAGUAAGGACAAUGUCUGAAAAGAAACCUUUGGAAAUAAAAGAAGCCUUUGAAAUGGCACAGAAAUCCCAUAGCAAUAAGGCUAAGCUUGCUGCUGCACUAAAGCAAAAAUAUACUACAUUGGAAAAUAAAACCACCUUUCAUGAAGAGUUUGUGCAUUAUAUGAAAUAUGCAAUGAUUGUAUAUAAGCGUGAGCCUGCUGUUGAAAGUGUGAUUGAGUUUGUUGCUAAAUUUGCAACCAGUUUUGAAGAAACUACAGAGGAUGAGGAUAACCUCGAAGAGGAAGAAGAUGAAAAUCCCUUCUUGAAUUAUUUGUUUGAUUUUUUGCUAAAGUCCCACAAUGCCAAUAGCCAUGCUGUCAGGUUUCGUGUUUGUCAGCUUAUUAACAAAUUGUUAGGAAAUAUGUCUGAAAAUGCUCAGAUUGAUGAUGACAUUUUUGAUCGCAUUCAUGAAACAAUGCUUGUCAGAGUAAAAGAUAAAUUUCCAAAUGUUAGAAUACAAGCAGUGUUGGCAAUGGCUAGACUACAGGACCCAAAGGAUGACCAAUGCCCAACUAUCAAUGCAUAUAUGCAGUUAAUCGAAAGUGAUUCAAAUCCAGAAGUGAGACGUGCUAUACUGUCAUGCAUUGCUCCAUCAGCUAAGACACUACCUAAAAUUUUGGGACGGACCAGAGAUGUAAAGGAUAAAGUUAGGGAACUGUCUUACAAGGUUCUUGCUGAGAAAGUCCAUGUUAAUGCACUGACUAUUGCUCAGAGAGUAAAGAUUUUGCAGCAGGGAUUAAAUGAUCGAUCAGUGGCAGUAAAAGAGGCUGUCCAGAAAAACCUGUUGCAGGCGUGGCUUCGACUAAUGGAGGGCAAUGUGUUAGAUUUGCUUCACAAGCUGGAUGUUGAGAACUCGGCAGAAGUGCCAGUGACUGCAUUGAAUGCAUUGUUUGCUUUGUCACCACUUAAUGAAUUGGCUGAAAACUUCAGCAGCAUAGAUGAGAGAAAAUUAAUUCCAGUGGAAAACUUAACCUGUGAAAAUGCCUUAUAUUGGCGUGCACUGUGCGAAUAUAUCAAAUCCAAAGGUGAAGAAGGAGAAGAGAUUUUGGAGCGACUUUUACCAGAAGCAGCAUUAUAUAUUGAAUAUCUUCACAAGUUCUUGAAAAGCAUUCCAGUACUGACUGAAGAACAAAAGGCAGAUUUUAAAUAUCUUGAAAUUGUGAUGACUAAGGAAUUCAUAGGGCAGCAGUUGGUGAUUCUUGUUGGUUGCUUAGACACUGCUGAAGAAGGUGGGAGGAAGCGGGUCCUUAUUAUUCUGCAAGAGAUUCUAGUUUCACCAAAUUGCCCAACUUCUCUUGUGUCCUUGCUCAUAGAGAAACUACUUACCAUCCUUAAAGAUGAUGAUAAGAGGAUCCAAAUGACUGCAGAAAUAAUUUCUGAGAUUCGUGAACCUUGUGUAAGUGUAGCUGAAUCAGCUUCUGCUCAGGAAACAAGCAAAAGACAAGUAAAGUUGGCUGAAGUCAAAGUAAAAUUGAUUGAGGCAAAGCAGAAGCUCGAAGAGUGUGUCGUGGCUCAGGAUUUUAGCCUUGCAUCUCAACUGAAAGAUCAGAUUAUGGAGUUAGAAAACACUCGAAAUCAACUGAGUAAAGAAAUGGAAGAGCCAGAAAUUAAAGUGGUCAACAUAGAAAAGAAUGAUCCAGAAACUCUUCUUAAAUGUCUAACAAUAUGCUCAGAACUUCUUAAGCAGAUGUCCAUAGACAAAGGCAUUGGUCCAACAAUGAAUGAAAUCUUUAACUCAUUGAUCUUGCCAAGUAUUGCUAAUGCCCAUCCAGCAGUACGAAACAUGGCAGUAAUCUGCCUGGGCUCCUGUGCUCUUCAAAGCAAAGACCUGGCAAACCGACAUCUGUUAUUGCUUUUGCAGAUUGCUCAGCUUGACGUGGCGAAGAUCAGGAUCAGCGCAAUUAAAGCUGUGUUGGAUCAGCUUCUUCUAAAUGGUCUGGAGGCACUGCAAGGAAAUACAUAUUCAGAUGAAGAUUCUGAAAAAGAAAAUAUUGAGGAACAGACGGAAGAAAAGGACACAAAUGAAGAAGAAAAUAUUGUCAAUAACAUACUUGCCUUACUUUCUGGCUUUCUGGACAGUGAGAUAUCGGAGUUAAGGACAGAGGCUGCUGAAGGCUUAGCCAAGCUGAUGUUUUCAGGACGUCUCAGAAGUGCAAAGUUGCUUUCUCGACUUGUUUUACUUUGGUACAACCCAGUUACUGAGGAUGAUACACGCCUUCGUCACUGCUUGGGGGUGUUUUUUCCAUUAUUUGCUUACGCAAGCAGAUCAAAUCAAGAAUGCUUUGAGGACAGCUUCCUGCCAACAAUGCAUACAUUGUUCAAUGCACCAGGUUCGUCACCAUUAGCUGAAGUUGAUUUUAGUAACGUAGCAGAGCUGUUGGUGGAUUUAACAAGACCCAGUGGACUGAGCAAGCAAAACAAUAUGGAAUACCAGGGGCCCACAGUUCAUGAAAGCUUAGCUGCAAGACUCUGCAAUGAAAUCUUAAAAGAUCCAUCUGCCCCAGAUGUCCGUAUUUAUGCAAAGUGUUUGGGCUCGCUGGAGUAUGAAAGUGAAGAUCCUGAUAACUACAAAGAUAUUCUGUUGCUUCUGGAAGAAAUUGUCACUGAAGUGAAAGAUAAAGUCAGUUUAAAAGCCAUCGAAAAGGUUAUCAACCAACUUAAAGGAGAAAACAAAGGCAAAGCUGUCAUGAAUGGUACCCAAGUGGUGAAUGCCAGUGAUCAAGGUGUUGCUGAAACCAGUAAAGCUGAAAUUGCAGAUGGUGAAAAUGAUCUUUUGAAAACUGUAAAAAAGAGCAGCAAACGAGGCCAGAAAACUGCAUCCACUGCUACAAGAUCUACAAGAAGCAGCAGAGCACGUAAAACAACAGACACUUAUGAAGAGAGCAGUGAUCAAGAUGAAGGUCCUCAGACAGCACCAGAGCCACCUUCAAGGCCGUCACGGCGUGCAAAACUGGCAGCAAUAGAAAAAACGAGAAUGAACUUAACACACCUGAUAAAUCAAGAGGCUGACAAGCCAGAGGACAAGGUGUGACCCCCUGUUUGUAUUCAUUCAUGUGUGUAUAGUCCGUGUAUAUGUGGAAAUCUGUUAUUUACUUUUUUUGAGCUGAGCAUCUUUUUUCUUUACAAAUAAACAUUGUUUUUAAAAUUUAAAA
Molecule: messenger RNA, 3312 nt
Organism: Polypterus senegalus (gray bichir)
Lineage: Eukaryota; Metazoa; Chordata; Cladistia; Polypteriformes; Polypteridae
Gene: ncapg
Product: non-SMC condensin I complex, subunit G
Exons: 22
Coding region: 132-3191 (1019 amino acids)
Biological process (GO): mitotic chromosome condensation
Cellular component (GO): condensed chromosome; cytoplasm; condensin complex
Molecular function (GO): protein binding
Source: RefSeq, a predicted model, not a curated record